AUGUGCCCAUAUAAUUUUUCUGGAAUUUUGUCAAACCUUGAUGCUGAGAAUUCAGAAUUAACUUCAGGAAUCAUGGUCAUGGAGCAUCCUCAUCAAAGAAGGAGCCAAGGCUUCUUAAGUGAUGAGAAAGAAAAGAGCGAUACUGAGACGAGAGAUUUUUCACUUGUUUGCAGCAAGAUGCCAUCUUCUCUAGCUCAAGUCCUAAUCCAUUACACAACCUCAGCCAUAACCCCACAACAAACUCUGAAAGAGAUAUUAGUGACAGCAAGAGUAUUUAAGAAGAGAUCACCAUGCAAUUUCUUAGUCUUUGGCUUAGGUCAUGACAGCCUCAUGUGGAGUUCUCUCAACUAUGGUGGCAGAACAGUCUUCCUUGAAGAAGAUGAGGCGUGGAUUGAGAAAAUUAAGCACAGGUUCCCCAAGUUAGAGCCCUACCAUGUGACCUAUGAUAGCAAGGUGAGUGAAGCAAAUAACCUCCUGGAGGUUGGAAGAGGAAGAGAGUGUAGAGAAGUUUGGGAUCCAAGAGAGUCCAAAUGCCAACUUGCAUUGAAAGGGUUGCCAAGUGAGGUUUAUCAGACACAAUGGGAUUUGAUAAUGGUGGAUGCACCCACAGGGUACCAUGAGGAUGCACCAGGGAGGAUGACUGCUACAUAUACUGCUGGUCUGAUUGGUAGGUGCAGGGACAGUGGAGAGGCUCAUGUGUUUGUGUAUGAUGUCAAUAGGGAGGUGGAAGAUAAGUUCUCUAUGGAAUUUCUAUGUGAAAAUUACAUGACCCGGCAAGAAGGGAGAUUGAGACACUUCACUAUUCCUUCUCACAUGGAUGGCUUGGAUAGACCAUUUUGUCCUCUUUAGAAUUUGCUUUCAAUGUUUUUUUUAACUGAUUUUUCUAAAACUUAGAUUGUUUUUUAAUUAUAAAAGAAGAUAUAUAUGCAUGUAUAGGAGAAAAUAACGAUAGGAGUAUAAAAGUGGAGAAUGUGUUUGGAGAAAGAAUACAUAAAAUAAUUGUGUUUAGAUGCAAGAAGAUUUAGAUUUGGAGAAAGAAUACAUAAAAUAAUUGUGUUUAGAUUGAAAUCAUUUAAAAAUUGUUGCCUAUGUCUUUACAUAACUGUUUUCAAGCAUAUAGCAAUACUUUUGAACUAUUUCUAGAUGACAAAAAUGUUAUAAUGGACUAAUUAUUGAUUGAGCAAAUUUCUAUGUGCUCCAAUCUCUUUGAAAAAUAUUCCAUUACAUAUGCUUCUUUCUUUUUCUUUUUUCUUUUUAAAUAAAAGCACACAGGUCUCUUGACCAUAUAUUUUGAAGAGAAGAAAAUAAUAUCAGAGGUAGAUUUCUAGUUUCAUACCCAGGAAAGCAGGUCAAUUUUCCCAUCAACUUCAUAUAUUAUUUUGGAGUUGUUAUACUGCAAUCAUGUCAUGCAUAGUUUUGAUUUGAUUAAUUCCUACUUGAAUUGUGAAAUUAUGUAGCGGUCAUCAAUUAAAAUUAGAUGAUUGAAUACUUAUCCCAAAUAAAUUGCCUGGGGAACAAAUUGCAUUUAGUUUGACUACAGUGACAUUUGUGAGUGAGAUAUUUCUUCUAUGCUAUGUUUAAAUCAAGAAUCAAGAUCUCUUGAGUCUAAGUUGAUAACCUUGAGGCUUCAAGUGCUGUUCUAGUGUCUAGAGAAAGUUUAGUUGCAGCUCUUGUCUGUAUAAUUUUGUCUUUCAAGUCCCUUGGUCUCCAAUAGAGAGUUGGUAGUAUAGGAUAUCAAGUGCCACUAUGGGAUGCUUGAUAUGGUAUUUAAGUGAGUUAGUUCUUUUACUUUAAUAGUUAACUUUUAGGAUGAGAUUCAUCAUCUUACUUAGGUAUCCAUCAAUUAGUAUCAGAGAUUCGUUGUUAACAAUUCUAAAAAUGGCUACCUAUGGAGGGUUAUCAGUAACCUGGUAGUAUAGGAUAUUAAGCCUCGCAUUAAUAGUAUAAGAUGUUUAAUGAGACAUUUAGGUGGGUUAGUUUUUUCACUCAAUAAUUAGCUUUUGGAGUAGGUUUUUCCAUCUCACUUAAGUAUCCAUCUGCCUUAUUAACUAACCCGACUGGUUGUAGCCUUCCUUCAAAUGAGGUAGGGAUUAUGCUUGCCUUGAGGAGAUAUAAUGAGGUAGGUAUUAUCCAUCUUCCUGUUUAACGUAUUUCAGGUAGUAUUUGAAUUCAUGCUGUCUAAUGCUUUUGAAGUCUCAGUUCAUGCUCAUGGCUGCCUUCGUUUUGGUGCACAUACAUCACAUUCUUUCACCUAUUUUAAUAUGCUUUAGUCUAAAAUCAAAAUCAUUUUUUAUGGAAAAUACAGGGUUAUUGUAAUUUAAUUUGGGGAUAAUAAAAGUUUUGAUCCUUCAAAUUUAUCUAAUUAUUGAUUUGAUCCAUGAUUUAAUUUUUAUCAGUCAAAUCUCUAAAAUUUCAUAAUCGUACACAACUAGUUCUUGUGGUUUGAAGGCAUACAA
Messenger RNA from Prosopis cineraria, 2456 nucleotides. Its product is annotated as glucuronoxylan 4-O-methyltransferase 1-like. Lineage: Eukaryota; Viridiplantae; Streptophyta; Magnoliopsida; Fabales; Fabaceae. The transcript has 3 exons. Bases 1 to 849 code for a protein of 282 amino acids. Gene Ontology annotation, biological process: xylan biosynthetic process. The record is from RefSeq and is a predicted model, not a curated record.